GUCAUCUUCGCCAAGCACCUGUGAUCGGGCCGCGUUUGAUUGUACUCUGCAGAAUUGUGUAUACUGUUCAGUUUAGUGUAUCGAUAGUGUCCCGCAGAGUGAGUUCGCAAGUUAAACGGAGGCUGUUGGAUAGCGGUCCGCCACGGAGCGGUCGCGCCCUCCGGCGGGGGCACUGACCGCCGACGAGAUCUCGAGCCGCAGCGGCGGCGGCGGCGGCAUGGAGUGCGGCGUGGCGGCGGGCGGAUUUACCGCGGCGGCGGGUGCGCACCCUCCGCGCGUACCGCCGGCGCCUGCACACCCCGCACUCUCGCCCACCGAGCGCUCGCCCGCCAAGUCCGGCUUGCACGUCAACUUUAGCGACAAGGGAGAGGUGAAGGAGAGGCGGGAGAAGUUUCUGACGGCGAAAUACGGCACCCACCAGAUGGCGCUGAUCCGCAAGCGUCUUGCCGUCGAGAUGUGGCUAUACGAUGAGCUGCAGAAGCUGUACGACAUACCGAAGGAGGGCGCCGCAUGUGCAUCGUCGCAGGAGGUGGAAGUCGACAUCGACGAGCUGCUGGACAUGGACACGGACGAACUGCGCCGCCGCCACCUCAACACGUUAUUAGCGGAUGCCAAAAAACCUCAAAAAGAUGUACAUAAAUUCAUCAACGAAUUAUUAGAAAAAGCGAAAACAUUGUAGAUUACGGAACGGUGGAAGCAAAUCUCAGAAAGAGCAGACUGCAAACCGCGCGGCAGAGCGGCGAGCCACCCCGCGCGGCGCCGCGUCCCCCACAGGGCCACACCGACCUGUCGGCGCGGCGGCGCGCGAACUCGCUGCCACGAGUCAUCAAUUGUGAUUCUUUGUAUGUUGUAAAGUUAGCUUUUAAUAAUGGAGUGGAACGCGUGUGAGCCAUCGCCAAACAUUGUUUUAGGGCUUGUGUAAGUAUACAAUUAUUGUCAAAAUAACUCAGUGGUAGUUGUAUCGCGUAGGUGUAUUAAUGCGAAUCGCGACCGCGUAGCGCGCGGUGCCCAACCUCGUUUUAGUGUUGACCACCGAGUCUUAGGGAUUAAUCUAGUUUUUGUGAAUUCUCAGGGACUUGUUGCUACGCGGUGUACGACGCGACGCCGCAUUUCUGUGACUAUCCGUUGUAUUUCUAUUGCGAACUGUGUUACUGCUCCUACAUCGUCAGGACUUAGGAUUUACAGUACAAACGUAUUUAGGCAUUUCUAGUCUCUGUAGUACACAGCCAAAAUUGUUACUCUAAAAAUUUGUUGUGACUUCCAAAGUCCGAGCACACUCCAAACCGAUAUAUAAUUAAUUAUUGUUAUAAUUUAUUUCCAUAUUAUAAGUUUAUUCAAUGUUUCGCCAUUUUAUGGUAGGCUGUACACACGUAGGCGUCAGCGACAUGUGUAUAGGUACGUUUGCGAGAAUAGCUACAUUAGACAAACGAGGCUCGGAUACAAAAAGCGAUAAAACAACCCGUAGACGUUCCAUGUUUUUGUAACGGCCCACGGUCGCAUUCAAUUCACGGUUGUCACUUUUAUAAUAAAUCAUUUUACUAGAA
Molecule: messenger RNA, 1544 nt
Organism: Manduca sexta (tobacco hornworm)
Lineage: Eukaryota; Metazoa; Arthropoda; Insecta; Lepidoptera; Sphingidae
Product: protein phosphatase 1 regulatory subunit 14B
Exons: 6
Coding region: 218-679 (153 amino acids)
Biological process (GO): regulation of phosphorylation
Cellular component (GO): cytoplasm
Molecular function (GO): protein serine/threonine phosphatase inhibitor activity
Source: RefSeq, a predicted model, not a curated record